Molecule: messenger RNA, 724 nt
Organism: Capsella rubella
Lineage: Eukaryota; Viridiplantae; Streptophyta; Magnoliopsida; Brassicales; Brassicaceae
Product: rhodanese-like domain-containing protein 15, chloroplastic
Exons: 5
Coding region: 49-597 (182 amino acids)
Source: RefSeq, a predicted model, not a curated record
AGUAGACUCAAAUCAUCUUAAGAGAAGUUUAAAAGAAGAAAAGAAAAAAUGGAAACUACGGCUUUUAACACAACCGCACGAAUUGGAAACUGGUCAUCAGCUAUUUCUCCACCUCUACAGACAUGUGGAUCGUUCAACUGGCAGCUACCAACACGAAAAAGUGUUAUUUUAGCAAAUCUUCAAAACUCAAACUUCCGAUGGAGGAAAGCAACGACAACAAGCAGAGGAAAUGUUGCAGCAGAGGCAGCUAGAAUUCCUACAUCAGUACCGGUAAGAGUGGCGCGUGAGCUAGCUCAAGCUGGAUACAAGUAUCUCGACGUGAGGACACCAGACGAGUUCAGUAUCGGACAUCCGACUAGGGCCAUCAACGUACCUUACAUGUACAGAGUCGGAUCAGGAAUGGUUAAGAACCCGAGUUUUCUAAGACAGGUCUCAUCCCACUUCAGGAAACACGACGAGAUCAUCAUCGGUUGUGAGAGCGGAGAAAGGUCUUUCAUGGCUUCUACUGAUCUUCUCACUGCUGGCUUCACCGCGAUUACAGACAUUGCUGGAGGAUACGUUGCUUGGACGGAGAAUGAGCUCCCAGUAGAAGAGUGAAAACACACAAGCCCAGUCAAAUAUCCUGUAAUUAUCAAUACUUUAUGUAGAUGUUCUAAACCCAAGUGGUUUCUGUAAUCUGAAUGACAUCGUUUAUGACGAGUUAAUAAUAAUACUUGCUUCGUAA